CGCAGAUUAGCCAAAUAAAAGCAGCAUUUCUUCCAUCAUUUUUGACAGGUAAAAAUCAGAAUAUCUUUGCAUUUGGUUAGUAAUGGGGGGAGUGACAGCAGCCCCCCUCAUGUGCUCUGCUGGCAGGAGCCAGACCAGUUUUGGGUGUUGGGAUGUGUGCCUCUGCUCUGACUAAUGGGGGUGUAACAGCAGAUCUGCUGGAAGAGGAGCCAGGUGGGUUUCUACUGUAGCAUCUGUGCCCCUGCUCUGACCUCUACUUUCCCCCCACUUUGGCCAUCUAUAAGCAGAGGUCCACACAGGUAAAAGGUCUGCUUCUUCUGGCAAUGUCUUUGCACACAUCACCCGGGUCCAGAUUAUCUGGAACAGGCCAGGCCAGUCUUAUAAAUUACAGUAGAUGUCACUUCCUUGAGGAAACGCCUUGUUGGAUUAUUAACCAUUUAUUGCCCGGAGCAAGGUAAAGGGCAGGCGGAUCCACUUGAAAGGCGGAGGUUUCCAUAGUAAAGUCAGCAGGGAUGGGUGUUCCAACCUUCCCAUUGUGGACGAUGUGAUGAGACUUGGACGACGAUAUGGCGGAUGAAGCAUGCCGGACACGGAGUCAAAAGAGAGCGCUGGAGAGAGAGGUGACAGAGAAUGACACUGACAACAAGAAGUUAAAACUGGAGAAGGGGCUGUUGGAUGGGGAUCUCAUGAUGAAGGCAGAAUCUGGAUCUGACGGUAUGCCGGGACUUCUCAAAAGUGGAGAGGUGAAGGCCACUAUUAAAGUGGAGGUACCAACGGGAGAAGAACCAAUGGAUAUGAGCACCUCAAAGAGCGAAAUGAAGAGAGAGAAGAGGUCUCCCUCUCCAGACGUGAUAGUUUUGUCUGAUAAUGAACCUUCGAGUCCACGGAUGAAUGGCUUAAAGCCAGCAAAGGAGCCCGAUUCUGAAACAUUUUUGCUAAUACAGAGAAGCAGCCCUGAAGAAAGAGAGCGAUUGAUCAAGCAACUAAAAGAAGAAUUACGGCUAGAAGAAGCUAAACUGGUGCUACUCAAAAAACUCCGCCAGAGUCAGAUCCAGAAAGAGACUGCGCCACAAAAGGUACCAUCCCGUAUUGGUGGCACUGUUAUCCCUCCUCCCUUAGUACGGGGUGGCCAACAGGCACCAACCAAGCAAUCUACACAGAUAGUUAUGCCACCACUUGUGAGAGGAGCGCAGCCCAUUUCGGUGUCUCCUCAGCAGAUGCACAAUAUCAGACAACAUCCAAGUACAGGCCCACCUCCAUUACUACUUGCUCCUCGAGCAUCAGUGCCCAGUGUUCAGAUGCAAGGUCAGAGGAUCAUUCAACAGGGUCUGAUUCGGGUGGCAAAUGUGGCAAACACAAGCUUGCUGGUCAACAUACCGCAGGCGUCCCCAACUUCUUUGAAAAGCUCAGCUGGAACAACCGGAAAUACCACCAGCAUCUCAAUCGGUAAUGCUAAUGACUCUCCUGCCAGCCGGCAAGCAGCUGCCAAGCUUGCCCUACGUAAGCAAUUGGAAAAAACCUUGCUGGAGAUUCCACCACCCAAACCACCUGCUCCAGAACUUAACUUCCUUCCAAGUGCAGCCAAUAAUGAGUUCAUCUAUCUAGUAGGACUGGAGGAAGUAGUGCAGAACCUGCUGGAGACUCAAGGUAAAACUGUGCCACAACCUGCAUCUCAUGAGCCUUAUAGUUGUGCCCAGUGCAAGACUGACUUCACCAGCCGCUGGAGGCAGGAAAAGAAUGGGACCAUCAUGUGUGAUGUUUGUAUGACUUCUAACCAAAAGAAGGCCCUGAAAGCUGAGCACACUAACCGACUGAAGGCUGCCUUUGUCAAAGCUCUGCAGCAAGAGCAGGAGAUUGAGCAACGAAUACUGCAGCAGAGCUCUUCCCCUCACAUUAAGUCAGAACAUUCUGUUCAACAUCACUCUCUAAAACAGAGCCCCACACCAAUAUCCCGUGGAUUAUCAGGGACCACCCGGGGUGUGCUGCAUACGUUCCCACCUACGACCAAGCUGCCUAAUGCAGCCACAAUUGCCAACCGAUCGGUAAAACCCGGAGAGCGUCCUAUGAACAAAACUAAUCUGGUAUCUGGAAACUGGAAGAAAUCUCCAAUUAAUGCAGGUUUGUACAUCGGACAGACUUCUAGUCAGAGAGUCAUAGCGACACAACAAUCAAAGAAACAAUCAGUGGAGAUGCACAGGGGAGGGACUUUAGCAUUUGUGAACCCUGGCCUCACUGUGCAUAAGUCAGCAGCUGUGGACCGCCAACGGGAAUACCUCCUAGAUAUGAUUCCUUCUCGCUCAAUCACCCAGUCCUCUACGUGGAAAUAAUGAAUGCAUCCUUCAGCAAUGACAGAAAUAAAGACAAAAAAAAAAAUAAUUAACGCAAACUUUGAGAACAUGAAAAAGCAAGAAAGGACUCUUUCCGGAUAGCCCUUUCCCUAACAGAAGAGGAAGGAUGAUCCUUUCUCAUCACUUUUCCUUCUUUGCCAUUUUCUACUACACAUGGAAAGCUCUGUAGUACCCUGCAGAUGAGGUGUCUGUUGUGCUUUCUUCCAGAAAGAGGAGUGCACAAGAAAAAGGAAGCCACUUCAUUCCCCCACCUCCCCGUCACAUUUUCAUCAAAACUGGCAUGAUGUCUUAUACUACAGUUCGCCAUCCUCCAGAUACAUACUUUUCUGCAUUCAGGUCUAAUUUUCCUUAAAUAAACUAUAAUUCCCUCUACUAAGGCAUCAGAGUUUUUUCCAAGGUGUGUUUUGAAGAUGUAACUGGAUUUUUUUUAAAAUAAUUAUUCUAGGUAUUGAUAUUUCUCAUGGCUGCAUUUAUCAGGUCCACUUCUGAUUCUGGGGCAGAACAGAUCCAGUCAGAACAAAAGCAUUUUGUUAAUAUAGUUAUAUUUAAAUAAAUCUAUGAAAAAUAUUAUGUUUAUGCCCCACACGGUUUCUCGCUGUGGGUAGUCCAGCCACAUGGAAAUUAUCGGAAGGAUGUUUCCACCCUAAUCCAAUUUCUUCUUCAACCCAGUUUGUAUGCUUUUCACUGGACGCAAGUUUGUGAAGGGUUAGAGGAUUGAAAAUAAAAAUAAAAAAUCUGAGGUUCGUUUGUACCUCAUGUUUAGGUAAA
This is a messenger RNA of Bufo gargarizans (Asiatic toad), 3116 nucleotides long. It is a transcript of the gene GATAD2A, whose product is annotated as GATA zinc finger domain containing 2A. The coding region runs from base 567 to 2327 and encodes 586 amino acids. The transcript is spliced from 11 exons. Gene Ontology annotation, molecular function: sequence-specific DNA binding. Gene Ontology annotation, cellular component: NuRD complex. Gene Ontology annotation, biological process: negative regulation of transcription by RNA polymerase II. Lineage: Eukaryota; Metazoa; Chordata; Amphibia; Anura; Bufonidae. The record is from RefSeq and is a predicted model, not a curated record.